Larimichthys crocea (large yellow croaker) is the source of this 2332-nucleotide messenger RNA. RefSeq names its product zinc finger protein 239-like. The transcript has 4 exons. Gene Ontology annotation, cellular component: chromatin; transcription regulator complex; PcG protein complex. Gene Ontology annotation, biological process: regulation of transcription by RNA polymerase II. Bases 442 to 1272 code for a protein of 276 amino acids. The record is from RefSeq and is a predicted model, not a curated record. Gene Ontology annotation, molecular function: DNA-binding transcription factor activity, RNA polymerase II-specific; RNA polymerase II cis-regulatory region sequence-specific DNA binding. Lineage: Eukaryota; Metazoa; Chordata; Actinopteri; Sciaenidae.
AUCAGCUUGAAGUUGGGAUCGUCUGCGGGGGGCAGUGUGGCGCCGAGUAUCGUCCACGCUGCAGAAAUUCUUCGAAGAAGAAGGGGAAGACGAAAAAGAAGAAUAGUUGUAAAGUGUGAACCAACUUUCAGUCACACUGUGUGAACCUGCAUCAAGAACAGUCCACCAUCCUGCUGACUCCAUUGUCUUGUCUAAAGAUGUCAGGUUCAGCAACUGCUGAUUAAAAUGGAAGUGGAUCAUGUGCAAUGGCUGCUGUCAUCAUUUGAGAGUUCUCCACAUAUUGUUCAGAAGACAGAAGCACACGAGGUUGGUUCCGGAAGUGGACUCGCUCACACUGCAGAGAAACAACCAAUGUGAACAAUGCAACAGAAGUUUCAGCCAAUUAAAGACGUACAAGCUGCACUUGCUCCACACUGAAGAAACACCAUACUGCUGCGACCAAUGUGGGAGACAUUUCACAACCCAGAGUUCACACAGGAAACGGCAAUGUUAAAAAACACCAAGCCACACCAAUGUGACCAAUGUGGAAAGAGUUUCACUGACUGGGAUAAUUACAGGACACAUCUGCUGGUCCACGCUGGAGAGAAACCACACCAGUGUGAACAAUGCCAAAAGAGUUUCAGUUACUUAUGUCAUUACAAGAGACACCUGCGUGUUCACACUGGAGAGAAACCAUACCGGUGUGACCAGUGUGGAAGCAGUUUCAGUUUGUUAAGUAGUUACAAGGACCACCAGCGUGUUCACACUGGAGAGAAGCCGUACCAGUGUGAUCACUGUGAAAAGGGUUUCAGCCGCUUGAGUAAUUAUAAGACACACCUGCGAGUCCACACAGGAGAGAAGCCACACCGCUGUGAACAAUGCGGGAAGAGUUUCCGUUUCUUAAGUGACUACAAGAGACACCUGCGUGUCCACACUGGAGAAAAGCUGUACCCAUGUGAACAAUGUGGGAAGAGUUUUAGUUGUGCAAGCCACUACAAGAGACACCUGCUCGUCCACACUGGGGAGAAGCCACACCAAUGUGACCACUGUGAAAAACAAUUUACCGAGUCUAGCGACUAUAACAGACACAUGCGUACACACACUGGUGAGAAACCAUAUCAAUGUGAACAAUGUGGAAAGAGAUACACUCAUUUAAGUAGUUACAAUCAGCACCUGCGUUGCCACACUGGAGAGAAACCAUACUGGUGUUCUCGAUGUAAAAGAUUAUUUGCUUGGCCAAAGUCCUUGAAGGUACAUCGAUGUGUCAAUGGAGAUGAAGAGAGCUUCGACUGAGCGAAAUGCAGAGUUUGUCAUCGCGGUUAGCUCUGACUGAGACUGUUAAUCAAAAAUGUAUCUACAAAAAAGCCAUUUUUUUGCAAGUCACUGAAUGCUUUAUAUCUUUUUCAAGAGCUGCUGUUGUGAAAAACAAGUCAUGCUGUGUGCAGAAUCAAACAUCCAGUAUGUAAGAUUAUGGUGUCUUUAUUAUAUAGCAGAAAUUAAAUAUAAUAUGCAUACCUAUGUUUUCAUUAGUGUCUAAUCAGCUAAAAGAAUAAGCAUCAGUAUGUUUUUGUUACCUUACAAUGAGCCUUUUAUAUUGACAGACGCCGUUGGGUCCUCCUCUUCCUGUUGUCAUGUUUCUUGUUGCCCAGAAUGGACAAACCAAUCAUUGGCUCUACAUAGGAAGGUUCGAACAUUUCGUGACCUUCAUAGUUUCUCCUUUAUGCUGACAUGCAGGUGGGUGAGUGCAUGGAGAUGCAAUUCAAAAUAACACCCCUAGAUGGCAGCAAAUCCUACACACUGAUCCUUUAAGCUGGAUGAACAGACUCAGUCUGUCAGGUAGAGCAGUGGAUCUAUUCUAAUCUUGAGAUGGGCGAUUUAAUCCCUGGCUCCCUUCAGUGUACAUGUCGAAGCAUCCCUGGGCAAGAUACUAAAACUGAAUUACCACUGAAGGUUGUGUGAGUGUGAGUGUGUGAGUGUGAGUGUACGAGUGUUAGUUGUUCUUUCUGAUGAGCAGUUGGUAUCUUGCAUGGCAGCAUAUGUCAUCAGUGUAUGAAUGUGUGUGCAUGGGUUAAUGUUGAUGUGUAGUGUAAAGUGCUUUGAAUGGUUAGAAGAUGAGAAAGCCGCAAUAUAAAUGCAAGUCUAUUUACCGUUUCUGUUCAAUGGACCCAAAAUCAUUGAAACAAAUAUCAUGCGAUGCUUAAUGUUAAGGUUGGUUCUGGAACGCCCACCCCCUGCUUGAAGCCCCCUGUUUCACAGAGGGCAGGGCCUAGCACAACUGGACUAGAGGAACUACAGGUCAAGUGGAUUUAGAUUUUACUGAAGUUUGAAAACUGAAUUCAUUCAUUAAAAGAAU